ACGGCCUGUGUGGCAUGGCUAGGUGUAAGCCGGGCUAAUCAGACAGCGUGCAUUGGAGAGCUCAGUACUGCUAACACUACAACCAGCAUGGCCGCGUCCAAUAGGCUGGUCCUGGGACCCCUGGUGGGGGCUAUAGAUCAAGGCACAUCAUCCACUCGCUUUCUGGUAUUCAAUGCAAAAACAGCAGAACUUCUUAGUCAUCAUCAAGUUGAGAUAAAACAGAAGUUCCCUAAAGAAGGGUGGGUGGAACAAGAUCCAAAGGAAAUUUUGCAGUCUGUUUAUGAAUGUGUAGAAAAGACAUGUGAGAAGCUAAAUGAGCUUACCAUUGAUAUCACCAAUAUUAAAGCAAUUGGAGUCAGUAAUCAAAGAGAAACCACAGUUGUGUGGGACAGGACGACAGGAGAGCCUUUAUACAAUGCUAUCGUCUGGCUUGACUUACGGACACAAUCAACUGUUGAGAGGCUGUUAAAGAGAAUUCCAGGAAAAAACAAGAACAUCUUUAAGAGCCGAACUGGUCUCCCCAUUAGCACCUAUUUCAGUGCCGUGAAAAUGCGGUGGUUGCUGGACAAUGUGGAAGAGAUUAGAGAGGCAGUCGCAGAAGGACGAGCAAUGUUUGGAACCGUAGACUCCUGGAUUAUUUGGAGUCUGACAGGAGGCAAGAAUGGAGGCGUUCACUGUACAGAUGUGACCAAUGCUAGUAGGACUAUGCUAUUCAACAUUUAUACUCUGGAAUGGGAUGCUGAACUCUGCCAGUUUUUUGAUAUACCUAUGGAUUUGCUUCCAAAAGUAAGGAGCUCUUCUGAGAUCUAUGGACUCAUGAAAAUCAAUGUAAGCCUGAAAUCUGGAGCAUUGACUGGAGUGCCAAUAUCCGGGUGUUUGGGGGACCAGUCUGCUGCAUUGGUUGGGCAAAUGUGUUUUCAGGUUGGACAAGCUAAAAAUACCUAUGGUACUGGCUGUUUCUUGCUGUGCAAUACUGGUUCAAAGCCCGUCAUGUCUGAACAUGGUCUUCUGACAACAGUUGGCUACAAGCUUGGUAGAGACCAACCCGCUUGUUAUGCACUUGAAGGAUCUGUUGCUAUAGCCGGGGCAGUUGUACGCUGGUUAAGAGACAACCUUGGCAUUGUGAAGUCAACAGAGGAAGUGGAAAAACUUGCUGCUGAAGUUGGUACAUCCUAUGGCUGCUACUUUGUUCCUGCAUUUUCAGGCUUAUAUGCACCUUACUGGGAGCCCAGUGCCAGAGGCAUCAUCUGUGGCCUUACCCAGUUUACAAACAGGAAUCAUAUUGCCUUCGCUGCUCUUGAAGCAGUUUGUUUCCAGACCAGAGAGAUUCUAGAUGCCAUGAAUAAAGACUGUGGCAUUCCUCUCAGCCAGCUGCAAGUUGAUGGGGGCAUGACCAAUAAUAAAAUUCUUAUGCAACUGCAAGCUGAUAUACUAUGCAUUCCAGUAGUGAAACCUUCUAUGCCUGAAACAACUGCACUAGGAGCUGCAAUGGCUGCAGGGGCAGCGGAAGGUGUUGGUGUUUGGAGCCUGAACCCCGGAGAUAUGACUGCUGUCACUUGCGAACGGUUUGAGCCACAAAUUAAUCCUGAGGAAAGUGAAUUUCGUUAUGCUCGAUGGAAAAAAGCUGUGAUGAAGUCAAUGGGCUGGGAGACCUCUGAGCCUUCCUCCAACGGAAAUGGUGACUGGAGUAUCUUCUCUAGUCUGCCUCUGGGGCUUUAUAUAGUGAGUAGCAUGGUAAUGUUAAUCGGCGCAAAGUACAUUGCAGGUGGGAAAUAGCUAUUCCAUUGUCUUCUCUUUCCUAUUGGUUAAUGGUUGUUUGGGGAUUCUUCGUUUGCCAGUAUGAAAAUGGGAUUUUGUGCUACUGAGUAAAAUUGCCAAACUUGAAACAUAGGACUAUAGGAAUCUAGUCCUCCAAUUACAGCUGCUAUAUCUGUGUUUGCAGUUAGAGGAACGUUCAACUUGUUUCUUAACGUUGUUAUGGACACAGUAUUGCAGCCAGUCACAGGAUAAUUCUAAAUCACUCUGUUGAUGAAAAUGUAGAGAAUUCUAACUGCAGUGAUUUUUCACUAGCUGUCUUAUGAGGAUUCAUUUGCACUUGAAGGUUCUUAAUCAAAUCCUCAGGGUCAUUGACCUUUUUGGACAUUAGACUAGGAAAAUAAUUGUACAGAUAUUUUUGAAGAUACUGUAAUAUUUUGAAUGUUAAUUUAAAUUAACUCGUUAGACUAAACUAAUUAUAAUUGGAAUUUAAGAAAUGGGAAAUCGGUGAUUUAUUCUUUUAAAUCAUUCAUUUUAAAUUUAUAUUGUGUUUUUUUUUAUGACAAAAGGUGGUAUGUGUGUGUCUAAGUGCUUGUAUGUAUAAUACAUUGUGUGUAUGUGUAUAUAAAUAAUAUGCAUACAUAUGUGCCCACAUUUUCUAACAUAUAAUUAGGCCAAAUGGAGUUAAGUGAUUAUUGCCAGGGUAGUAGCAGUUCCUAACAUUUUAGAUCAGUGGUUCCCAAACCAUCUCCACAACCCACCAACAGUCCAGGUUUUGUCAUUAUCUCCAUUGGAAUAAAAAAAGGGAAAUAAAUAAAUCCUUGAUUGUUGGUGGGACAAAGAGUACUGGUUUGAGAACCACCGUUUUAGAUAAUUUCAUAACCUGUACAUAGACAUCACAUACCAUUGUAUUUUAUUUACACACACUAAUUUUUGAAUGCCUUUAAAUUAAAUUGUUGAGCUUUAUGAUUUAAUUAUACACAUCAAAAUUCCUGAGCUCUGGAGAAAGGAGGACACUAAGGUGGCAAACAGGAACACUAGGAUAGAUAAGUAGGACAGAAGGAUGAUAUGUCCACCUACUCCCUAAAGGUAAACUUGGUAGUUAUACAUGCCUGAAUCAUACACAUGUUUAAUUGUACAAAUGUAUGAAGGGGGCAUAAUUUUAUUGCUUUUGUAAAAUGCAAUAAAAAUACCUUCAUAAUAUAAAUGUUACUGUUUUCUGCGCACAGGUGAUUUAAAAACAUUCACUCAGGUAUUUAUGGUAUUGUAUCUGAUCUGUGCUAAUGCACUUAGACACCACUAGUUUAACUAUAGAGCUGCAUUAGAGAUUCUAUGGUGGGGGUAUCACAAGUGCUCUUGGCACUUCCUUAGCAAAUGUCAAUGGUGGGAACUAGAGUUUAACGUGUUUAAGAUUCUUGUUUGUACAGCCUAUAGACUGUUGGGUCUUUUAUAAAUAAUAUAUUUCUUCAAAGUGUGUCUGCCCUCCUAUUAAUGUUGUUGAGUGGAUGUCACAAUGUUCUGGUUGCAUGUUUACCAUAAGGUACUAAAAAUAAUGAAAUGGUUUGGUCACACGAUUUUCUGUAAUGAAGGCAUACAUGACCAACACAAAGUAACGGUUUAAAGUAUUGUGGUUAGGGGCCUUGUUGUAUUGUUUUGGAGCUGUAUUCUAUGUGCUUACCAAGUGACACAGAAAAUGGUAAAGCCAGAGCUGUUGCUUGUUAAAAUAAAAUGGGUAAAGUAAGGUCUCGGACUAAGCUCUGAUCAGAGUUAUCUAAAGAAUUUACAAGUAGAGCAUGUCUGAAAAGAGGACGCACUGGAAUAUUUAUUAUAUGGAUAUGGAGAAAAGAGUGGAUGUAGUGCCCAUACAGAUUGUAAAUUGGAUGGACUGAAAUGAAGAUCUUUAUGGGCCCUUUCUAAAUCUCAAGUUUGGAGGACCCAACCCUCUUUGUAAUAAUACAGGUUGGAAAUCAUUACAGUGACACAAUUGUCUGUAUUGGCAUUUAAAAUAAGUUUGCUCUUAUAGCAUUGUUUAUGAUGACAGGCACCACUACAGACCAGGGUCCACUUCUGCAUCCAGUGCUGCAAGAAAGCUCAGGUACAGCAAUUCACCUUAUGGAGUAGGCUAAAGGUUAAUGAGGACUUGGUGACAGGCAGUACCUGCCUUCAAGAUCCUGUGCACUGUUAACGUUCAUCAGUCUCAUUCAAGCAUUUGCUGGUUCUUAGGACGACCUAGCCACAAAAUAAUUCUCUCAGAAACACAUCUUUACUUACCUGGGAAGCUGCUUUGAAAGAUGGCUGUCUUUAAAAAUAUUCUGCAACUAUUAUUUAUCUGUUAUGUCUUUUGGAUUAAUGGCAAUAAAUAUUUUUGUUAAA
Molecule: messenger RNA, 4128 nt
Organism: Pelobates fuscus (common spadefoot toad)
Lineage: Eukaryota; Metazoa; Chordata; Amphibia; Anura; Pelobatidae
Gene: GK
Product: glycerol kinase
Exons: 21
Coding region: 88-1776 (562 amino acids)
Biological process (GO): triglyceride metabolic process; glycerol-3-phosphate biosynthetic process; phosphorylation
Cellular component (GO): mitochondrion
Molecular function (GO): glycerol kinase activity
Source: RefSeq, a predicted model, not a curated record